Anolis carolinensis (green anole) is the source of this 3156-nucleotide messenger RNA. RefSeq names its product calcium homeostasis endoplasmic reticulum protein (gene cherp). The record is from RefSeq and is a predicted model, not a curated record. The transcript has 19 exons. NCBI's taxonomy places the organism in Eukaryota, Metazoa, Chordata, Lepidosauria, Squamata, Anolidae. Gene Ontology annotation, biological process: intracellular calcium ion homeostasis; RNA processing. Gene Ontology annotation, molecular function: RNA binding. Bases 168 to 2966 code for a protein of 932 amino acids. Gene Ontology annotation, cellular component: perinuclear region of cytoplasm.
GGCGCGGUUGCCUAGGCGACGGCGCUGCCGCAAAGCGCGAGUGCUGUGCGCAGCGUGGCGGAAGCGUCGCGCUUGACGGCUGGCGCGGCCUAGUCUCGUGCGGCGGAGGGAGGCCUGUCUCGUCGUGGCCGCCUUGGCCUUUGCCUUUGCCUUUGCCCGGCGCCGCCAUGGAGAUGCCGCCGCCCCCGCCCGAAGACCAGGAGCUUCGCAAUGUCAUUGACAAGCUGGCCCAGUUUGUGGCCCGGAACGGCCCCGAGUUUGAGAAGAUGACGAUGGAGAAGCAGAAGGAGAACCCCAAGUUCUCCUUCCUCUUCGGGGGCGACUUCUACGGCUACUACAAGUACAAGCUGGCCCUGGAGCAGCAGCAGCUGCUGUGCAAGCAGAGCCAGGACCCCGAGGCCGCCCCCGCCGCCCUCCCCGCGAUGCCCGCGCAGCCGCCCUUGGCCCUGACCCCCACCCCCGUGGCCGCGCCCGUCACGCAGGGGGGGGCCACGCCCAGCUCCGUGGAGGAGCUCAUCCAGCAGAGCCAGUGGAACCUCCAGCAGCAGGAGCAGCACCUCUUGGCCCUCAGACAGGAGCAAAUCACGGCCGCCAUCGCCCUGGCCGUCGACCAGCAGAUGCAGAAAGUCUUGGAAGAGACGCAGCUGGACGUGAACGAAUUCGAUAACCUGCUCCAGCCCAUCAUUGACACCUGCACCAAGGACGCCAUUUCAGCGGGGAAGAACUGGAUGUUCAGCAACGCCAAGUCUCCCCAGCACUGUGAGCUGAUGGCCGGGCACCUGCGCAACCGCAUCACGGCCGAGGGGGCCCACUUUGAGCUGCGCCUGCACCUCAUCUACCUGAUCAACGACGUCCUCCACCACUGCCAGCGGAAGCAGCAGCGGGACCUGCUGGCCGCCCUGCAGAAGGUGGUGGUGCCCAUCUACUGCACCAGCUUCCUGGCCGUCGAGGAGGACAAGCAGCAGAAGAUUGCCCGGCUCCUUCAGCUGUGGGAGAAGAACGGCUACUUCGACGAGGCCAUCAUCCAGCAGCUCCAGAGCCCCGCCCUCGGCCUCGGACAGUACCAGGCCACCCUGAUCAUUGAGUUUGCCAGCGUGGUGCAGCCCGUGCAGGUGGCCUUCCAGCAGCAGGUGCAGACCCUCAAGACCCAGCACGAGGAGUUUGUCGCCAGCCUCACACAACAACAGCAGCAGCAGCAACAACAGCAGCAGCAGCAGCAACAGCUGCAGAUCUCGCCCCUGGAGAGCGAGGUGAAGCCGGCCCCCGCUCCAGCCCCGGCCCCCCCUCCGGCCGCCCCCAUCGCCCAAGCAGAGGAGGGAAAGGCCCAGCUGCCGCUCGCAGGCGCCGCAGCCACAGCCGCGGAAUAUGAAGCCGCAGGCGCCGGAGGGACCGACCCGGCCGUGCCUGGGCCUCGCGGGGCUCACGAGCACCUCCCGCCCAACAAGCCGCCCUGGUUCGACCACCCCGUCACCCCGUGGGCCCAGCAGCAGCCGCCGGACCAGCCCCCGUUUGCGCACCACCCGGGCCCCCCGCACUGCCCGCCCUGGAACAGCGGAGGGGGGUCCCACGAGGGGAUGUGGGGGGAGCAGCGGGAGCCCGGCUGGAGCAACCAGCGCGAGGCCGGCCCCUGGAACAGCCAGCCGGAGCCCCCCGCCUGGAGCGGCCAGUUCGAGGCCCCCUGGAACAGCCAGCACGAGCAGCCGCCCUGGGGAGGGGCCCAGCGAGAGCCCCCCUUCCGCAUGCAGCGCCCGCCCCACUUCCGGGGGCCCUUCCCCCCGCACCAGCAGCAGCAGCAGCAGCAGCAGCACCCCCCGCAGUUCAACCAGCCCCCCCACCCACACAACUUCAACCGCUUCCCGCCACGCUUCAUGCAGGACGACUUCCCCCCGCGGCACCCCUUCGAGCGGCCACCCUACCCACACCGCUUCGACUACCCCCAGGGGGACUUCCCGCAGGAGAUGGGCCCCCCGCACCACCACCCGGGGCACCGCAUGCCCCACCCGGCCAUCGGGGAGCACCCCCCCUGGGGUGGCCCGCAGCACCCGGACUUUGGGCCCCCGCCCCACGGCUUCAACGGGCAGCCCCCCCACAUGCGCCGGCAGGGGCCCCCCCACGUCAACCACGACGAUCCCAGCUUGGUGCCCAACGUGCCCUACUUCGACCUCCCGGCCGGACUCAUGGCCCCGCUGGUCAAACUGGAAGACCACGAGUACAAGCCUCUGGACCCCAAGGACAUCCGCCUGCCGCCCCCCAUGCCCCCCAGCGAGAGGCUGCUGGCGGCCGUGGAGGCCUUUUACAGCCCCCCCUCCCACGACCGGCCCAGGAACAGCGAAGGAUGGGAGCAGAACGGGCUCUACGAGUUCUUCCGGGCCAAGAUGCGCGCCCGGCGGCGCAAGGGGCAGGAGAAGCGCAACAGUGGCCCCUCGCAGUCCAGAAGCCGCUCCAAGAGCCGCGGCCGCUCCUCCUCGCGCUCCAACUCGAGGUCCAACUCCAAGUCUUCCGGCUCCUACUCACGCUCCCGCUCCCGGUCGGGCUCUCGCUCCCGCUCCUACUCGCGCUCGCAGUCCAGGAGCAGAAGCCGGUCGCAUUCUUCUCGGAGCCGCUCUCGGUCCCGCUCCCGGUCCAAAUCCUAUUCUCCCGGAAGGCGCCGCCGCUCCCGAUCUCGCAGCCAAACGCCUCCCUCUGCGGCCGGACUGGGCUCCAGCUCGGGGAAUACUGUUCCGGAAUCCAGGUUGGGAGAGGAGAACAAAGGGCACCAGAUGCUGGUGAAGAUGGGGUGGAGUGGCUCCGGAGGGCUGGGGGCCAAGGAGCAGGGCAUCCAGGACCCCAUCAAGGGGGGAGACAUCCGGGACAAGUGGGACCAGUACAAGGGGGUCGGGGUGGCCCUGGACGACCCCUACGAGAACUACCGCCGGAACAAGAGCUACUCCUUCAUCGCGCGCAUGAAGGCCCGGGACGAGAGCUGAUGCUGCUGCUGGAAUCUUGAGGGCUUCCCUGUCAACCUUCCCGUCUCGUCUGUUUCCAGGUCGGCAUUUUCCCGUAACCCCCGCAGCCCCCUCCCCAAAGCAUAUGUGUCGGUCUGGUGUUGACCCGUAGCUGAGACAUCCUCCCCGCCUUCCCAUCGUGUUGCGUUUCAAUAAAAGAGGGUUUCUCCUA